This is a messenger RNA of Hyaloscypha bicolor E, 570 nucleotides long. Its product is annotated as ankyrin. Gene Ontology annotation, molecular function: protein binding. The record is from RefSeq and is a predicted model, not a curated record. NCBI's taxonomy places the organism in Eukaryota, Fungi, Ascomycota, Leotiomycetes, Helotiales, Hyaloscyphaceae. The annotation marks the transcript as partial. The transcript has a single exon.
AGGACGCCGCUCUGGCAGGCCGCCUCUCGAGGAUAUGCCGCCACCGUGGGCCAGUUACUCGCGGCGCCGGGAAUCGACGUCAAUAUAGCAGACAAGGACGGCUGGACGCCGCUCUCGCGGGCAGUAUAUCGAGGAUACGCCGCCACCGUGGGCCAGCUGCUCACAGCGCCGGGAGUCGACGUUAAUACGGCAGACAAGGACGGCCGGACACUGCUCUGGCAGGCCGCCUCUCGAGGAUACGCCGCCGUCGUAGGUCAGCUGCUCACAGCGCCGGGAGUCGACGUCAAUGCGGCAGACAAGAACGGCCGAACGCCGCUCUCGCGGGUAGUAUAUCGAGGAUACGCCGCCAUCGUAGGCCAGCUGCUCACAGCGCCGGGAGUCGACGUCAAUAUAGCAGACAAGAACGGCUGGACGCCGCUCUCGUGGGCCGCCUAUCAAGGGCACACCGCUGUCGUAGGCCAGCUGCUCGCGGCGCCGGGGAUCGACGUUAAUAUAAUAGACAAGGACGGCCGGACACCGCUCUCGUGGGCCGCCUACCAAGGGUACGCCGCUAUUAUAGGUCAGCUGCUC